Molecule: messenger RNA, 3043 nt
Organism: Pomacea canaliculata
Lineage: Eukaryota; Metazoa; Mollusca; Gastropoda; Architaenioglossa; Ampullariidae
Exons: 3
Coding region: 1-2730 (909 amino acids)
Biological process (GO): G protein-coupled receptor signaling pathway; cell surface receptor signaling pathway
Cellular component (GO): membrane
Molecular function (GO): G protein-coupled receptor activity
Source: RefSeq, a predicted model, not a curated record
AUGAUAGCAAAGUGUCCAGAUGGAGCCGACGAUCAGGAUCUGAACGCCAAGUGUAGUAAGACCGACCCACAACCUGGUCUGCCCCCGCACAGCUACAGAAACAACCUGGCAUUGACAUUCCGCACACCCUACUGCGCUCGUUGUCAUGGCUACCAGGAUCCCGAGCUGUUGGCGUGGACCGAGGGUCUGUCGUGUAACAACGCUUCAGAAUGGCCGAGAAAGAUAAAAGAUAUGACCUCUUCCCAGAACUUCGGCUUCAAUCCCGACCUCGCAGUUGCUAUACAGUCAGGUAACUGCCUCUACAUCUAUCGGCCUCCAAUCAGCGACGGGUGGUCGUCUCCCAGAUCGUGUUUUCCUGACGUCAUCGCCUCCUCUGCCGCGAACGGAAGUGACAGUGACAAUAGAGGCGCGUGCCGGUUCGAGGACCUACUCCUAUGCAAGAGCUACGCAUACCAGACCUUCGCCGCCGACAACACGGAAGUGAAGAACCCCCAUUGCUUGAAAUGCAUGACGGGAGUGACCCCGAUCUCCGUAGAUCUUCCAUGUGCACGCGGCAGGUCCCAAACAAAGAAAACGGACCUCCCCACUGGAGGAAUCCUGGCGUUAUUCCCCCGGGAGAGACCCAAGGAUGACACAGUGGAGGUGAACGGCAAGAGGAUCGUGCUGCCGGACUUCACCUGCGACGACAGCGAGGUGUUUGACUACGUCUUCCGCGUCUGCCGCACACUUUUCUGCCCGCUGGGCUUCAUUCCCCUGCAGGGAGCGUGCGCGCCAUCUGAAACGUUCGUUGUUCCUGGGACCACUCAGAUCUUCAAAGAAGGAACCACGAAGCUGAAUCUGCGGAUGAUCCUAGACACUGAAGCAACUUGUGAUGGGGUGGAAAGGGUGUUCAUGAAAUUUAUAGCAGGCGCGUCGUCGCCUACUGUCGGGAAGGACGGAGAGACGACCACAGCGACGAGCUUUGACGAGAGACAUUUCUCGACCCGAUGUGACACGAUCAUCAUCGCAACCUCAGGUGGAUCUCAGACGAGGGAGUUUCAUGCCACACUGCUCAAGGUCUACAACUUGACGAUGGUCCUCGACCUCCUGGAAGCAUCCUUUCACGAAUGCGCACUUCUGAACCUGACCUCAUCAGCUGACGUAGCCAACUACGAACAGGAACCGGAACUGCUGUGUCCCAGCGGCUCUCUCGACGUCAUCGACGCCGCGAACGUGACGUCACUGGGUUGGCAACUGCACGUCAGCGUCAGCCAGGACGAGACAAGGGCGUUGUUCCCACUGACCAACGUCGUGUUUAGGAUGCACUUGAGCGCCGAGGAGCCACGAAGUUACCUGGCUGUCGUAUGCGUCCAGCCGCUCUUCAAUUCGACUUUGAACUGUUCCGCCGUGCCCUAUGCCCUCAACCGCACGAAAGUCGUUAACGGCACGCUGCACGUCGUCGGCACCGACCUGACCUUUGAACCCGAGGCUUACGAACUGCGCGAACACUUUGCUCUUGUCUGCUCUCCCUUCAGAAACCUCAACGUUUCUCGGCAGAACGGCAGCAAGUUUUUCGAGUUUUCUUUCUUGCAGGUCUACGUGUCCCUGGGCUGCUCUCUGUGCUCUGUGUUGUGCCUGCUAGCAGCUCUCCUUGCUUACGCCCUCCUACGCGAGCUGAGGACGCUGGCCGGCCGCAUGAACGCCUCCCUAGCAGGCAGCCUCGUCGCUGGACAGAUCCUCCUCCUUGUCGACUUUGUCGACUUCGCCAGAGACCUGGGCGUCUGCUCCGUGCUGGGAGCCGUCUGCCACUUUUGCUGGCUGGCUGCAUUCUGCUGGAUGAGCGCCGUAGCCAUCCACAUGGCGCGCACGUUCCAGGGAGCAAUGUCCACGCCAUCGGGUGUGCACGCUGCCAGGCACGCGCGUGCGCUCUUCCGUAAGUAUGCCGUCAUCUGCUGGGGGCUUUCGGGACUGGUGGUCGUCGUCUGCUACACGCUGGACCACUUUCCAAGGAUAGGGCUGCAGGUUGGCUAUGGCAAGCUGGGUUGCGCAUGGAUGGAAAAGUCGACAGUUUUUAUCGUACCCGUCGCCGCAGCUCUUCUUAUCAACAUCAUCUGCUUCUGCGUCACGCUUUUCAGCAUCGAGCGCACGGUGCACGAAUCACGACCGGCAGGAUCUCAGCGGCGGUCGCAGCGCACGCGCCUGUUGGUGUACGCCAAGAUGUCGUCUGUCAUGGGCCUCACCUGGCUCUUUGGCUUUGCAGCCUCCUUUUCCAACGAGGUGGCCAUGUGGUGGGGCUACAUCCUUCUCAACGGCCUCCAAGGUAGCUUCAUCGCCUUCUCUUUCUUUCUCAACCGUCGCUUCUUCCGUCUUCUGGCAGUUAAACUCUCCUUCUCCGCGGCCAACCGCAGACACGGCCGCUGCAGCAGGCGUUCACACAAGCCCGACAGACCAAACAGCUUCAGCUGCAGCGACAGCACCGGUAUUCACAAUCGUCUGAUUGGAGUGGCAUGCCUGCAACAUCAGCAUCAUCAUCAGCAGCAGCACACAGGUACCCACGUUGCUUCCCCACAUGGUAUCUCCGGAUCUGGAAGGCAGCCGGUGACCCCCAGCAAACUGUCAUCAUCUGGAUUCACGACCCCCAACGAGAGCUUAACAUCCUCUGCUUCGAUGACACAAGAUACUAGCUUGGACGACACCAGGAGAGUUGAGCAUGGAAAUGAUGUUGGACAGGAAGUCAAUUCUGUCUUCUGAACUUUCUCAAAAAGUUGCUCUUUCUUUGUUGAUAAUGCUGUCGUUGCUGCUAACUGCUUCAGGCUCUAGAAUGUUUUGGUAACUGCUAGCAAAAGAGUCUAGGCAUGCAGCACUCGAUGGAUUUUGUUUUUAAAACACGCUCGCCGCCACUAAAUGUUUUCAUUUACCUCUGUUGUAUAUCUAUACGCAUAUUACGCAUGUCUUACGACAGCUUGCUAUUUAUAAAGGUAAAUCUGAAUUAUGGUCAUUGAGCUAUUAAUACUACUGAUGGUGAUUUAAAAAAAGUGUUCUAAAAUUACUGGAAAUUUAAAUU